Messenger RNA from Plasmodium gonderi, 17160 nucleotides. RefSeq lists its product as hypothetical. Gene Ontology annotation, cellular component: extrinsic component of membrane. Bases 1 to 17160 code for a protein of 5719 amino acids. The record is from RefSeq and is a predicted model, not a curated record. The transcript has a single exon. Gene Ontology annotation, biological process: protein retention in Golgi apparatus; protein targeting to vacuole. Lineage: Eukaryota; Apicomplexa; Aconoidasida; Haemosporida; Plasmodiidae.
AUGCUGGAAUCACUAGUUGAAAAGCUCCUGAAUAAAUUCCUUGCUCCAUAUGUGGAGGGGAUUGAGCGGAAUUUACAUUUGGGUGUAUGGUCAGGCAACAUAGUUUUAGAGAACUUAAAACUGAAACCACAGAUAACUGAAAUAUUAGACUUAUCUUUUAAAAUAAUCCAUGGAAAUAUAGGAAGAAUAAACAUACAAAUCCCAUGGAGUAAGUUAGGAAAAAGCCCGGUAUGUGUACUAAUUAAAAGUGUACACAUUUAUAUAAAACCAAGAAGUUAUAGAAAAAAUGAAAAUGUGAUAAUAGAAGAAUUAAGAAAAGCCAAAAUGCAUAGAUUGGAAUUAUUAGAAGAAGAAAUUUCAAUCAUUAAACAGCAGAAAAAUAGAGAAAAAUCAUCGGAAAAGUCUACACUUAUUUUUAAAUUAUUAAAUAAAAUUAUUAACAAUAUUCAAAUAGAUAUUCAAGAUAUUUUAAUUCAUUUUGAAGACCCAGAGAAGAACUUUUCCAUAGGAUUCAUCCUGAAGUCAUCAUCAGUAAAAAAUUGUCUUAACAAGGACGAAAAUGUCACAGAAGUUGCCAAUUCGAGUUCUAACCAAAAUGCAAAUACAAACGUAAAUGCAAAUACAAACACGAAUGCAAACGUAAAAGCAAAUGCGAAUGCAAAUACGAAUGCAAAUGAAGAACAUAAAAAGUUAAAUCAUAUAAUCGAAUUCAAAGGGUUAUGUAUAUACAGUAACAGUAAUAUAAGGAAAAAACGUAAAAGGAAAAAGUGGGAAAGGGAGAAAAAAAAUAAAAAUGAAAAAGAGGGGAAAAAAGAAGAGAGCGACAACUCUUUAAGUGAUCCAAAAAAUUUUCCUAAAAAAAAGGACAUUGAAGAAUCGCCCAAUUCAGUAAACAUUGGGGAAAAUGCUAAAGAUGAAAAUGAUGAUUGGAAAAAUGCAUCAUCUGUAACGAAUAACGAUAUCAAAGUAAACAAUGUUAAUGAAAAGAUGAAAGACUUUGAUUUUUCUUCAAAGAUGAAGGGUGAUUUAUCCAUUAGUUAUGAUAAAAAUAGCUAUCUAACAUUCGAAUCGAAGUUAGGUAGUGGAGAGGAAUGUGAUGAUGAUGGUGAUGAUAAUAAUAAAGAUAACUAUUUGAAAAGAACACUGUCCCAGAUUAGCCAUUUUUUAAGAGAUGACGAUAAUAAGAUUUUAAAUUAUUAUAAUUUUGAAUAUUUAAUUAAACCAUUCGAUUUAGUACUACCUGUGGAACAGUCUAGUAACAAAAAAGAACUAAAAGCAAAGUUAGAAAUAGGUGAGAAAUGGGAAGGAAUAACAUUAACAAGAACGCAAAUUACAAAAAUAAUUGAAAUAAUGAAUGAAGCGAAUAAGUCUAGAAAUCAAACGAACAAAUUAUUGCUAAAGCAUGCUUGUACUGUUAAAUUAGAUAUAGAAUCGUUGAGAAAUGAAACAAAAAAUGAAUUUAUGAACUUGUACAAUAAAGUUCUUGCAGAAAAAUAUAAUAUAUCAACAACUGAAUUGACAACAAAGGAAUUGAAUCGAUUACAAAUUUUGUAUGAUGUAGUUGGUGUACGACAUUUGGCUAAAUGGAGAUUGCAAUGUAGAAAUAUGCUAGAAAAAAUAAUAGAAGAGAAAAAUUUAAAAAAAAAAUAUCUCUACGAUUCUAUCUAUAAACAACAAUCAUGGUGGGCUUGGGUAACAGGAAAUAAGAAAGACAUUGAAAAUAAGGUUCAAAGUAUUUUAAAGAGUGAACAAGACAUUAUAAAUGAAAAGGAGUUAUAUAUUUUGCAAGAAGCAAUGACGAAUGAUGAUAAUUACGAUGUAGUCCUUCCAACGAAGUAUGAUUUUCAAUUCAAAUUAGCGAAUUUUUCUAUCAAUGUGUAUGAUGAUUGUAGAAAAAGAAGAAAAAAAAAUGCGAUUUUUCAUUUGAACAAGGGAGAGCAUGGAAACCGAAAUAACCACUCUAAUGUGAUACAAGUUUGUGGAAAUCAAAAUGAUGAUAAGCUAAUGAAAGGAAUUUCAAAAGAAAUGACAAACCAUCAAUACGAAGGAAACGAAGAUGGUGAUGUUAUUACUAAUAAAUACCUUCAUAGGAACGAUAUUAAUGACGAUAUGAGUCAGGAAAUGUUUCACAGUGGAAGUAGUUACAGUAUGUUAAAUAGUUCCACUGUUGUAAGUUCUACUAAUUCUAAUUACAUUAAGGAAAAGAUGAAAUGUAAAGAAAUUAAUAUAUUGUCAAUAAAUUUUUAUCAAAUAUAUUCAUCAUUAUCAUUACAAUCCGUUGUUGAUCACAAUGAUAACGAUAAUUUUCAAUGGAAGUUUAUAAUUGAGUUACAAAAUUUUGUUGCAAAACAUAAGAAUAAAGUUUUUAUGGAAUUUCGUACGAAUAAAAAUUCAUAUUCGUAUAAUGUUAAUAAUACAGGAAGUACUAUUUAUCAAAACCCAAUAUACUAUUCAUUGAUACAUAGCCAAAGUUUAUGUGCUUAUGUAGAGAUAAAUCAUUUAGUUACAGAAAAGGGAAAUACAUUAUCUACUUUGUUAAGAUUGAAUCCGUUGGAACUUUAUUUAUCACCAUUACUUAUUAAAAAUAUUUUGUCUUUUGCGUUUCCUUUGAUAGAUAUAAUUAAUAAGAAGCAAGCAUCGAUUUUGAAGAAAAAUAAAGGAAAGGACUCUGUCAUCAUCUCUGCAGGAAGGGAUGAAGAAGGGGGAGACUGUACUCAGAAUUUCAUCAAUUCAGAUUCUUUAUUUUUAUCCAAAAAGAGAGAGGAGGAUACCCUCGAUUUGGGUUCUAAUGAACAAAUUUCGUACAAUACUCAUGCAGAGGAAUCCACGUGCAAGCAAUUAGUUGGUAAGGAAGGUCUUGCGAAGGAGUCACUUAAGGAUUUCCCAGAUGAGGGAAAUUACAAAGAUGACGAAGAGGGAGAAAAGAAAGGAGAAGAAAAAGGAGAAGAAGAAGAAGGAGAAGAAGAAAGAGGAGAAGAAGAAUACGAUUUUCAGGGAUACGAGUCAGAGUGCGACGAAAUGGAUGAUGAAGAUAAUGAAGCAUUGAUUCAUAUUAAGAAAAUGGAACACACAGAAUUAAUUGAGGGUCUGAAAGAAAAGGGGGAAAAUGUAUAUAAUAGAGCAGUACAACAUCUACCUGAACUCUUCGAAUUUUAUAUUCAUAUAUGUGGUCCUAUACUACAUUUUGACAAUUUAACAAAUGGUAUUGUUGAAUUACAUUUGGGUAAUUUAAUAGCAAAAACCGAAUGCCCGUGUACAUAUCACAAGUUUAACCUUAUAUUUGAAUUUAACGAGACGCAAAUAACAUGCUUGAAAACGUCGACUCAUGAUGUUCAGAGAAUGUACAAGGGUAAAAUUGACGCAGAGUUAUUAAGUCGUAAGGAAGCGAAGGAGAAGGAGGAGAAAGAGGAGACGGAAGAGGUAGAACUGGAUAAUGAAUAUAAGGAUCGAAAAAGGGAAAUUGAAAAACAGGGGGAAAAAGUUAUUGCAGGCGUUACACCUGAUGAAGAGGUUUAUUUGAAUGAGAGUUACUGCAAUAACAUAAAAGAAAAGGCAUUAGAAAAUGAGAAAUUUCACAUACUACAGCCAAUUCCUGUUAAAGUAUAUGUAGAAUACAAUUUGAAAAUAUUAAAAACUAAUAUAAUUUUGGAUGGAAUAUUUUUUCAAAUUAAUCCAGAUGCAGUAAGCAUCAUAAUGGCUGUACCAACAUCUAUCACUAGAUAUUUAACGCGGUUUUAUUCAAAAAACAAGAAAGAAAAAGAUUUGUUGAAAAAUAGGAAAAGAAUCUCCUCCGUAGAAAAAAAAGAUAUGUGUACUAAGGGGGAAGCAAAUAUCAGCUUGGAUUUGCCAUGCGUAGAAAAACAUCCUAAAAAGAAUAGCGAGUCCAGUAUUGAUGUUGUUGUCAAUGUUAAAGAUGCAAAUAUGAAUAUGACUGAAUUUGGCAAAACAAAUAAACUAGAGGAAGAAUCCUUUCUUUAUGAUAUCGAUUUUUUAAUUAAGAAUUCUGCAUUUUCGAUUAAAAAUGGGAAAAAUAGAGAAGUUUUGAAAUAUGAAGCCUGUGGAAUAUCAUAUAAAAAUUAUUUACAGAAAAAGAAGAAGAUCGUUAAAAUUGAAAUUGAGCAGUUAUGGAUUUGUGACCCUAGCAAUAGACAGCCAAUUUUUUUUACUUUAACAAAGAAUGUGAAUUCGAAGGAUAUUUUUCUCUUCAGAUCAUUGUCAACUUAUUUGGAGGAAAAGCACAAUGCAAUGAUUAAGGGUGUUUCUCUGGGUAAUGCAGAUGUUGCUUCAGUUGGUGCUGGCGUACUACCAGACAACCCCCACACGGAAAAUGCUAUCAGUGGUGAUUCAGGCGUGAAUAAUAAAGAUAAUAUAUUAGAUAAUAAAAUUGAUAAUAAUAAUAAUAAUGAGGAUAAGGAUAAGGAUGAAUCAGAUUGCCUUGAGCGAUUUCAGUCAGCUCAAAGAGUAGAAGAAUAUAUGAUGAUGAGUUCAUCCAAUGAGGGACAGGAGUACACAGAAAAAAAGGAUGAUAAUUUCCACCCCACCUCUUUUAACCCUAACUGUAGGGAUGAAAAAAUUUGUGAAAAUCCUGUGGAAAAUGGGGAAUCCUCAAACGAGAAGAAAAUUUACAGUUAUAGGGAUGAUAAAAACACACAUGUGAAUAUCGUUUCGAACGAAAGCAGAAAUAACGACGUGAUAGAAACAGGAUGGAAGGAUAGAAGUGAAGAAAUGGAGAAAAAAGAAGAAUCUAGGAGAAAUGAAAAUGAAGAUCGAGUGGUCAAUCAUGUCAGUAAUGAUGCCGAUGCAGAUGCCCGUUGUGAUGAUGAUGGCAUUUACGAGGAGGAAGAUGAUGACUUUAUGGAUGCCAUAGAAGAAAAACAGCUGUCCAUAAACCUGCAAAUUGUACAGAAGAAAAAUGAAAUCAAUAAAGCCGAAACUCAUAUUAAUUUCAUCAUAAGUGAUAUCGAAUUGCACUGGAAAUAUAAGACCAUAAAGCAGAUAUUUAGAACGAUGAAAGAAUACAAAAAGAAGUUGCAGUAUGGAAUAGAAAAGGAUAUGAAAUAUAUAAAAAAUAAAUUAAAAAAUGAAAUGGAGUUGAAGAAUUAUAAAAUGUUUAUUUCUGAGCACACUUUGAGGAGUGUCCAGGAAACGUUAAAGAAUGUGAAAAAUUCUCUCAACAUUUUAGAUCUAGAAUCCACAAAAAAAAAUGAUGAGGAGGCAAACAUAAGUCUCAGUGAUUCCGUUGUAAAAACAGCUACUCUAGAUCCUGGCAAAAGAAAAAUUGCGAAUUCCUAUUUGUCUCCUGAAAAACAAACAUGUAUGGAACACAUGAGUGGUAAUAAUUGUGCAAUGGGGAAAAAUUCUCCAAAUGUUGCUGACUACGAUACUGCAGCACCGGUUGAUAUUGGCACUAGCACUAAUGAGGUUGAUAUUGGCACUAACACUAAUGAGGUUGAUAUUGGCACUAACACUAAUGAGGUUGAUAUCGACACUGCCACCGAUGACAUUCUUAGCAAUGGACUGAACAAUACAUUACCGAAAUUGCAGGGACAGAAGAGCUCAUACGUUAAGUACUUUUUCAAUUGUUAUAUCAAGAGUGCGUCCCUUGCCUUCUGGCAAAAACGGAAGAUUUUUUCAAAAAUUCAAGUAAGCAAUAUAUACUAUGAAAACAAGGUGUAUUUAAAUUUUGAUCAGAAAAUGUUUGUGAAUAUUGAAAAAGGUAUUAUAUCAAUAAAUAGUAAGAAUAUAAUUUCCAAUAAUAUUGACGAUUAUACAUAUGAUUUAUUUAUUUCUAAGAAGAGCAAAAAACACAACUCAACUGAUAUGGACAGUAUAAAACAAAAUGAGGAAUGUAAAGUGGUAAAUAUGAAAAGUUUAUGUGAGAGGAGAAAUAGUAAGGAUAUUUGGAAUUAUAUCAAUGUCGAUAAUUUAUCUGAGGAAAUAAAAAAAAAAAAGAAAAGAACAAAUAAACAGAAAAAGCAUGAUUUAUUUGUGGGAAAAGUAAAGGUUUAUAAUGAUAAGAGAAAUUAUAAUAUAUGCUUACUGUGUGAUAUAUCAAGUAUAUACUAUAUUUUUUAUUUACGCGAUUUAAAAUUAUUUUUGGAAUAUUUAGAUGAUGGUAUAUUGAAUGUAUUUAUAAGCAAAUCGUACAAGAAGGUAGUCCAAGUUGCUCAGACGAAAUAUUUUCUCUUUCAUUGCACCAUUCUGGAUCCUGUCGUUAUUAUCCCCGAAGACAAAAAUAUAAUAUACAACUAUCGUGGAAAAGUGAAAGACACGUCUAUGUGCUCCAAGGUAAGCAGCAGUCUUGGUGAAAAAGUGGGAAAUGCCAAAGGGGAUGAAAAUGCAAAAGGGGAUGUAAAUGCAGAAAAGGACAAUAACAACAUUCCGUAUAUCGAAUCAUAUUUAAAAUUCCAUAUAGAUACAUUAAAAUUUAAGAAUUCAUACACAGUUAAUUGCACCGAGGAGAUUAUACUAAAUCAGAGGAAUGAGCUGAAUGAAAAGAGGAAAAAAAGGAGAGAUAAACGAUUAAGAGGUGUUGGAUGGAAAAUCGAAAGUAAACAAGAGCAACAAAGAGGUAAUGUAAGUAGCGAUAAAGGUGGUAGCAGUGCACCAAAAGUGACCAAAGAAAUUGACUCACUGAGGAAAAAUGAAAACAAAAAUAAUGGAAUUGCAAAUGGGGGACAAUCUAAGUACGAUUUUACAUUAUAUAUUGAUCUGUUAAACAUUGAAAGUAGAGCGUGUGAAAAUGGAGGAAGCACAAAUAUAGAAGGAAAUAUAUUACAGAAAGUGAACAUAGCUUUAUGCUUAGUCAGCACUAAGGAUGGCGUUUGCAUUUAUCUUAAUGGAAAUAAUUUAUAUCUAGACUUGACUAUAUUUCAGUUAUCUUUUUUGUUGGACAUAAUUAAUGAAAAUUUCUGCUACAAGGGGUAUUUUCCAAUGUGUUUUAUUUGUGACAAAGGGGUAGACAUACACAACAUGUUAAAUGUUGAAUGGUUUCGAAAGGGAAAUAUCAACUUAGGGAGUUUGAAUAUGAGAAGUGGUAGUAGCAUGGCCAAAUGUACCGGAGAAGAGGGAGAAAUUGAGAAAUAUAGCGGAAAUCCUAACAGUCAUUCUAACGGACAUCUGGGUGACGAGCCAAAUAGCCACGUUGAUUCGACCAUUUCUAAUCUCAAAGAAAACUUAGAUCCCAUGAGUAGUGAGGAUAGAGAGAUCCCAAAAGGGGAUACAAUGGAUGGAAGUCCAAGGAGCAAGGAAAUAAUUAGGGAAUCGAAAAAUGAACCCAUGAGAAAGAAUGGGUUGAAGUUAUACGUGUAUAUAAACUUGGAGAGCCUAAGAAUUAAAACAUCUUUUGAUGUAAAUACACCAAUAGCUGUUAUAACGUUUAAGAACAUAAGCAUUUCGUUCCAUCUAGUUCUUUUAGAUUUUUACUAUAUUUAUUUUUUUGAUCUUUAUAGUAAUUCUCUAUAUAUUGAUGAUGUGAGGAAAAAUUCUAUCAACUAUUACAAGAGGGUGGCAUACUGUUGUAUUCAAAAUGAAGUUGACAGAAUUAAUAGGAAGAAAAAGUCUAAGAAAUCACAUAUAGUACGGAAUAAUGUACAGAGCAAUGUGUCUUCACUAACAAAGAAUAAUAACGUGUCAUUGAAUAGCAUUUCUUUAAUUUCCAAUCUGGAUGAGGAAAAUAACAUGAGCAGUAACCAAGUUAUAAGUAGUAGUGCUCUAUUUGAAAAUACAACCUCAGGAGAAUGGAAUAUUAUGACAAUGGAUGAUAACCAUUCCAAGAAUAAGAGUUUUAAAGAUGCCGCAGAUGAUUAUAGAUCCUCCUCCCAAGAAUUAAAUGACUAUAAAAUAUUACUAAGAUACAUGUUCGAGAAUAACGUAUUUUUGAACGAGAAAAAGAAGAAAAAGAAGCAAAAGGGUAUAAAGAUAAAAAUUAACUCUUUUAUAGAAGACAUAUUGUUAAGUAUAGAAUUGGAUGAUGCUUAUAUUUGUUUUUUUUUUAUUAUUUUCAUAGAUAUAUAUAAAUUUUUAUCUAUGGGUUUCAAAUUGAGUACUUUGCAUUUAUACCCUAAGCCUUCCCCUUACAUUGUUUCGUAUAGAGAUAGUGGAAAAAAGAAAAAAGGGAAGAAGAGUGAUAUGCAACAUAAACAAUCACAUAAUGACGACUUGCCCAGUGAGAGUAAAAAGGAAUUCAAUUCUAAGGAGCAGAAGAUUAACACACAUUCAGAAAUUAAUCAGUGUAGUAAGAAUUUGAAAAAAUACGAUUUUGAGAAUAUUAUGAUAGAAGAAGAUGUUUUUAAAAUGGGGAAAAACGAAUCUGAGGAUGAUGUAGAAAAUCAUGUGGAUGAAGGUUGUUUCUUAUCCGAUGCCAAAGAAGAAGAGGAAAAGGAAGAAGAUACUUAUUUAAAAAGAAAGAACAAAAAAUAUAGAGACAAGAACCUUAGCGACCCAUACAAGUUUAUAAGAGAAGGAAUGAAAGAUGAAAAAAAUCAAAUUAUAACAAAUAUUAAUGAGAUAUUGAAGUUAGAUAAUAAACCUACUCAUAUAAAUUUUAAAGUGACAAAUGGAAAUUUUAUAAUUUUUACAGAUUUAGAAAAUGUAGCACAUCCUAUUUUAAUGUGGUCAAAUAAUUUUGUUUUUUCCUUUUCUCUUUUAAACAAGUGUAUAAUUUUUCGAAAAAUUUAUGCCAUAGAUAGUAAAAUAAAUAGAAUUAAUUAUGUAAGUAAUUCACAGAACAAGGAAUUUAAGAGAAGAAAUUCCAAAGAUGUGUCCAAUCCAUUGCACAAUUAUCACAAGAAGAAAAUAUUGUUGUGUGAUAAUUUAAAUGUAAAGGGUGAAGCGUUAUACGAAUCGGUAGAUACUAAAAAAGAAAAUUAUAUUUUAAAACCUAAUCUGAAAAAAAAAGAUUAUCCAGAAUUUAUAUCUGUUUUUGAAGUAGACAUAAACAUAGGAAAAUUUGACAUACGAUUGUCAAAUGAUGAUGUAGAAAUUUUGCUAAGAGCCUCUUCCACCCUGUUUGGUGAUGUUCCUAGUUCAUACACGAAUAUAGCCAUAGGUACAGUAAUACCCCCAGUGAAAUUUAUACAUAGAAAAAUAAAAAACAAAUUUAUGAGAAAUAACAUUUAUUUUGUAAUGAAACAAGUGGGAGAUAGUGAAUUGAGCUCCUCCAAUAAUUUACGUGUUACUAAUAUAAACAAGUUAAAAAAAGGGAUGAUAAGAAUUAGAACGAAGGAAAAAAUUCUGCCUGAUGGUGUUGCGGAUUUGAAACAUAAGGAAAAGGCCUUAAUGGAUGGGGAAGAUAUUUCAGCAGAUACAUACAAACCUGGUACAGAAAAGGGCAUAAUUCCAAUUUGUAUGGAGAGUAAAGGUAAUGUGAAUUUUUCUGAGACGAAAAAUAGAGUGCUUGAGUCGUUUUCAUAUAAUAUGUUAUCUGAAUUCUCAAUUGAUUCUAAUUCGAUAAGUUGUUCAGAUUCAUCGUACACAGAAUCGUAUGCAUCUAACAGAAUUUUCAUGAGGAAAUCUAUUAAAGAGAACGAAUCGGAAUCAGAACUGAACAGGAAUAAUAACGAGACAACAAAUACGUAUAGAGAUAUUAAAAUAAUGAUAAGGUUACAUAAUGUGAAGUGUACAUUUAUUGAUGAUAUAAGAAAUUCUAUUGUUCCAAUUAUUAGAAUGAUACUAAGUAUGAAUAUUAGUUUAAAUUUUUACACAGAUGAGUGUUCUUACAAUAUAAACGAUUUAAAUUCUAAGGUAGAAUAUUUUAAUAACUGCAUAGGAGAAUGGGAACCAUUUCUUGAAAAAUGUAACAUAUCUUUGGAUGUCCAUAAAAUAUUAUCAAAUGAUAUGUAUAGUGAAGAAUCAGAAUAUAGUAAAUCCCCAAUCAGUAUUAUAAAAAUAAAUAGUGUUAAAGCUUUAUGGUUUAAUGUAACCCCACAGUUAAUAAAUUUGCUAUUUCUGUUUCUUCCACUAUUUACUGAAAAGGUACUUAAUGGACUAAAGAAAAAGGAAAAUAGACUCAUGAAUAGUAACACAUAUGAUAUGAGCGAAAAUCAAGCUGUAGAAUUAUCCUUUAUGAAUAACAAUUAUGAUGGGACGUCGACCGAGUUAGAUGAUAAAAAAUUGAACAUAAAAUGUAAAAACAUUUAUGAAGAUUGUUCCUCUGUAUUUGAAUCAGUAUCAGGUGACAUGGAUGUAAAUAAAUCUACUGAUUUUCAUUUGGACGAUUUUCUAAAGAAGGAAGUAAAUCGAAACAAUUACAAUUGUGUGAAGCAUAAUUCUGUUGUAUAUUAUGUCAAUUUAACUAGUGACUAUUUUUACGCCUUUGUAAUGCCAGAAGGCAAUAUUGAACAAAUGAAGAAUAAACGUGCAUGUGCAAUGUUAAGGAGUAAGUACAAAAUUGUGAACGAAAGAGGAACUCCAUCUGGUAUAAGUUCCAUUACAAAUGGUGUCAAAUUGGCAACUAUAGAGGAAAAGGAAGGGAUAAGAACGAAGCAGGUAGAGGGAGACUCAAAGUCAGUAUCUUCAUGCAAAUUGGGGGAGAAACAACAGCAGCUGCAUGGGGAGGGAAGAGAUAAGUUCACAAGGAAUGGUCAUGGGAGAAGCACGCCGGAGGUGUUCGCGAAAAUUAUCACGACAAAGGAAUUAAUAUCCCUAGAUCGAUUACUAGUUAAUGAGAUUGCUAAUAAUUCACUGAUAGAGAAAAAGUACAUGUACUUGUACUUGAUACCCAUUCCACCUACUAAUGUAGUGAACGCAAUUCAUGAUAUGUUUCCCAUUAUAAGUAAGAAGGACAUUGUUCUUGAUUUGAUGAUAACAAAGAAUCCCAAGAAGACAAUUGAUAACUUAGUGUCAUACAAUCAAAUUAGAGGAGGCGAAAAUAGGGGAAGAAAAUAUGUUAAUAGGGAUUUCAGCUUGGAUUCGAUUGCAGGGGCAGAAUUUUUCACAAGAGGAAAUAUCAGCACAGGAGUGGCAGGAGCGGCUGGAGCGACAGGAGGAGGAAGAAGAAAUGAGGCAAAAUCAGAAACGCUUGGAUUGGAAGAAGGGAAUGAUAUAGAGGAGAAGUACAACGGAAGUAUCACUGCAGAGGAAGGAAAUGCAGAUGAAAGGAAUGCAGGGGAAAAAACGAUAGAAAGAACGGAGAUUGGAGUGGCAGAAAUUGAAAAAACGGGCUGUAGUGAAGUAACAGAAUUGAGAAAGGACAACAGUAACUCGUCCAUUUCGAAUUAUGAUUUAUCUUGGGAGGAAGAAGAUGAAGAGAAGGAAAUUCAAGAUGAGGAAGAAAGUUCGACCGAAUGCAGUGUUGACAAUGAAAAGUUUGAAGAAAUAAAUUCAUUUGAGGAGAGGCAUAAUAAGUGUGAAAAUUACUAUUUUAAGUAUAAGCAAAGAAAAGAGAAAGAUUUAGGAAAUUCCACUUUUGCACCGAAUAAAUUCGUAGGACCUUUUUUAAAAAAUUGUGAAUGUGUCAUCAUAAACUUGAUUAAGAAUAGCUGCACAACAUUAGCCACAUCAAUGAAAAGUAGUAAUGUGAUUCAUUUAUUAAAACCCCGUGAUUUUAUUUUUGAAGAAAAAUCUAGGAAUGCUGUUAUUAUUAAUAAUAGAGGGAGGAAGUGCAAUAAGAUUUCGAACAGCCUAAAGGAUGAGGAGAAAAAGAAUGAUGCACUGGUGCAAAACUUGGGAGUUCAAUUAAAUAAGGAAAAUAUAGAAAAGGUGAAUAAAUGGGAAAUGUUGAAUGAAGAGUUGAUUAAACAAACCAAUAUGGCAUACAGGCACAGAUUGAAACAUAAUUAUUUACCUCAAACUUCGCUUAGAGAGACAGUAUGUGAAAUAAUAUCUCCCAUGCCGAAUUAUAAAAUAUUGUUCAUGUCCUCAACCGUUAGAAUUUUAAAUAAAUGUGGUAUUCCAUUAGAAUUUUGCUUUUUUGAUGUAACAAAAAAUCCUAUUUUAUUAACAUCUCUGGAGAAUAGAACAAUACCGAUUAGUACACUGUACCCAAACCACAGUGAUUCAUUUAAAAAUUACAAGGUUUCUAAUAGCUUGAAUAUAAAUCCAAAUAUAAAAUUACGGCAGAAGAAUAAUAACCUCAGCUUUACAGUUAUAUUGAACCAUGAGCAUUUAUUGUCAACUCCAGAAUGUGCAUUUUGUGGCCCAUCGCAUGUGUAUAUGUCGUUCAAGCCGAUCAAUUUGGUUAGUGAGGAAAAUGAUUAUUAUGAAAUUGUGAGUUCUAGAAGCGUUACUGAGGGGAAUGGAAAUGGAAAUGGGGGCGAAAAUGGGAAAGAAAGAAUUAGUAGUAGGAAUGACAUAAACGAAUUGUCCCAGCUUGAUUAUUCUAAAAGAAAAGCACAAAGCUCGAAGGAUGAACUGAAGAGGAAUAAUUGUGAUGAUGAUAAAGAGUGGAACGACAUGCUACUGUCAAGGAGAGGAACAAAAGAACUUCUGGAUACUUCUUCCAUUAAUUGUGAAAAGGGAUGGUCAGACAUUUUCAGCUCUGAUGUAAAUCAAGGGACAUAUGUGAAAAAGUGCCAACUUCGGGAUAACAAUAAUUAUUUAUAUUUUUUAGUAAAAAUUGAGAAUAAAAUAAGUGCCUUACCAGCAGAGAAAAAUAUAAAAAUCAUUACAAUAUAUCCACAUGUUAGUGUAGUUAAUGCCAUUCCAGCAUUGGUAGACAUUAUUAUAACUUCUGAAAUUUCUGAGGAGAAGCAGAACGAUUAUGUUUAUGAAGAAAAGGGGAAAAUCGAUACUUUAAAAAACAAUAAGGUGAGACUGAUGAGACAGUGUGAAGAGAUAAAUGCAUAUUUAAGUAAAAUUGCAUCAGUAAAGAUGUCCAGCUCGAGAAACAGUUCAUCAGGUGGUAUUGUUAAUACCUUUGGUGACGAUUAUGUAUUGGGAAAAGGUGCAAUGAACAAUGAAGGUAUUUAUAUGCAGGAAUUAAAUCGGUUGGAAAAUGAAAUAUGUAACAUUGAAGAAGAAAUAAAAGAGAAAAAAAAAAAGAUAUCUUCAUGCACAUCAAAUAUGGGAUAUGUGAAUAAACGGUUGAAUCCAUUUUCCAUUUUUUAUAUAUACGAAAUUAGGAAGUAUAAUUGUUUAAAUAUGAAGAUGAAAAUUGGGAAUUCUCAAUGUGAAUGGUCCGAAAAGCUUUAUCUAGUGGAAGAUGAUGAAGAAUCUGUUAUGAGAUUUACUUUAAAUUUUAAAAGAUUUGCAUCUGUGGAAGUAGAGUUAAUCAAGAAUUUUAGUGGAUAUUUUAACUCAUUAAGUAGUAUAGUUGGAAAUAAACAAUUGUAUAUUUUUUCUCUACCACGAUGUUUUAUUGACAGAACGGGGUUAGGGAUUAAGGUAAUAAAUUCUAAUAAGUAUUACCCAAUUAUAAACGGAAUAACAUUGCUAGGUGACAAUUCACAAAUCGAUUUGUUAUUACCUCAUAAAACAUAUAACAAUGAAUUCUUAAGAUCAUGUCGAAGUGGAGGUAAAAGUUACGAUGGUGUUGGAAUUUACGGAUCCAAUGAUUAUGAUGAUAUUUUUAACGAUUUUAAUUAUCCUACUCCUGUUGAUAAUUCACCGAUAUUGUUUAAGGCCACUUUACCACCCAUUGGUAGUUAUACAGAAACUAGUGUCGAAUGUAAGAAUUUUUUUUACACAUUUUGCCUGAACACAGAAAAAAUUAAGACAACAAAUAUACCUUACAUCAUCAGCCGAAUAGUAACAGUAGUGCCUCAGUUUAUUAUCAGCAACAAGUUGAAUUAUCCCAUAUUGAUAAAGCAGUUUCAAAUGGAUAAGGUACAAGGAAUAAGGAAGAAUGAUACUUGUCCGUUGUAUUUUCCCAAGAAGCAGAACAUUUUGCUGUUUCGAUUUAAGACUUUGGAGAAUGUGAAAAAUGAUGCUCAUGCUGGUGGAUAUGUUAGUCACCAUGAUAAUAGCCACCCUAGUGACAAGAACAAUAACGAAAGUAGGAAGAAUAAAUGUCAGGCUGAGGAGGGAAACAAAAUGGUGCAAAAUUACAAUAAAGUGACUAACUCAAACGGAAGCCCAUUUUGGUCGUCGGUUAUAUUCCCAAGUGAGAAUUUUGUAGGGACAAAUUAUAUGGUAGUAAGCAAUCAUUCAAAAAAGGAAGAGAAAUCAGACGUUUAUAUUAUUACAUGCAUACCUGAUUUGGGAUUGAAGAAUAUAAUUAUCGAAAAGUUAGACAAGAAUAUGAAUAAAGGAUUUAUUGCUUAUAACUGCUCGAGGUUGGCAAAAUAUUUUAGAAUAAGAACCUUUCAUGAUGAUAUGAAACAUUUGAAACAGGUUGAGGAUGAAAAUUAUAAUUUUGAAAAAAAUAUAUUAUUUAGAAAUUUUUUAAAUUCAAGCGAUAUUGAACAUUAUUUUAAUAUAGAAUAUGAUGAGCAUAUGUAUUUGGGUUGGGUUAAUCCGUUUAUAUAUGUAACAAGAAACAUACAAAUCGAGAUUGUUCUUCAUAAUAUGAAGACCAUUCCUAGAAUUCCUUUCAUUUUGAGGUUUGCACAAUUUAAUUAUUCUCAGAAAAUAUUCCAUGUAUAUUGUCAUGAUGUCAUUUUCAUUAUUUCUAUAGAAUAUAUACAAGAUUUGAUAACAAUAAAGUUGAAGCAUCGAAUGAAUAUUGUAAAGGGGGUAAUACAUGAGCCUACUUUUUCAGCUAGUGGUGAUUAUGGAGGUUGUGACAGUAGUGGUGUUGUUGAACGUGUUACGUCUACUUAUGACAUUCAUGAUGGGGAAAGAAGUUCGAAAAAUUCUUUAGAUAUACAAAAGGAAUAUAAUAAAAUAGAAGCACUGGUAGAUGGGUACCAGAUGAGUAGGAAAAAUAGCAAUGAAAUAAGCAUGACCAAUGCAACUUCCCUCAAUAUUAUGAACCCUUGUAAAGAUAGCAGUUACAUUCAGAGAAAAAUGAUUGGAACGAAUGAAUACAAUUAUGUAAAGUAUGGAAUUGACAGAGGAGUAGUAGUAGUAGGUGGUGGUGGUGAUAGUAGCAACAAUAGCAGCUUCAGGAACAGCUACAAUGGAUACAACAAUAAGAACCACUACUACUACUACCAGCAUCAGCAGCAGCACCAUCGACAGGAGGAGGAAAAUCAUGGAAAUAAGAAAGAAGAAUCAGUAAAAAUGAUCAGCAGCACAUAUAAAAAUGUACAUAUAAUAAUUAAUAUAACCCAAAUAGGAGUAAGUAUCAUAUCUAAUAUACUAAAAGAGGAAGUCUUUUUUAUUGAAUUGUCUAAACUGUGUGCAUUAUUUUAUAUGAAGAAUGAAGAAGAAGUAAUUGAUAUAAAGAUUACGGAUGUACAAGUAGAUUGCCAAUUAGAGUCUUGUGAAAAAUGUGUACUUUUAGCAAAUCGAGGGAUAUGCACAAAUGGUGACAGUGGUAAUGCAGUAGGAGGAAUAACAGGAGGAGGAGGAAUAGUAGUCGGUGGAAAUAGUGAAAAUGAAUUGAAAAGAAUUAAAAGUUCAUAUAAUCAAGGUUCAAAGAUUGAUAAUAGAACAAGCGACAGUAGUGUGCUUUGUGGAAAAGGAAGUUAUUACAUGAGUGAGAUGGAUGAGGUGUACGAUUGUAACAAUAGAACGAGUGCUAUGAAUCGUGGGACCCGAGGAGUAUUUCCUAAUAAGGGAAUGAUGUGUAAGAAUCCAUCAGAAAUGAGAAUUGUGAAAAGCUUAAAUAAUACAAAUGAAGAGAAAAUAUUUUUAAACAUAUAUGUAGAGAGAUCUUUUAUAUCACAUAAAGAUGUAAUUUUUAAAAAAAUACAAAUAUCUUUAGAUGAUAUAGAAAUUGAGAUGGAUGCAGAAACGUUAAAUGGAAUUAAUUUACUCAUAGCAGAAUAUAUAGAAGGAAUAAGUUUGGUACAGAAGAAGAAUUUACUUUAUGAGGAAAUACAAAAAUGGACAAUUCUACCUGUAUAUGUAAAUUAUAAAUCCCCAGAUAUUCCUUUAGCUAUAAAUAUACAAUAUAUGCAAAUAGAUAAAUUUACUCUCAUAGUUUGGUGUUCAUUUUUAUUAGAUAAAAUGCACAUGAUGAGUGAUUUGUUAAGGAUCGGUUUGAGAAUAUUAAUGGUAUCAGGAAGAUUGGAAUUGUUAGGUGCACCUGUAGCAUUAAAUCAAGAAAUAUUUAAUAAUAUUCGUGCUAGUUUAAAAUCCUUUUAUGCAUUGUUAAAGGACAAGUAUAGUCAUUCUAUAUUGGCUUGUUUGGGGUUCAUUGUUGGAUAUAGUAGUCUAAUUAACAUACCAAAAAUACCAUUAGAAAUAGGUAGAAAUACUAUUGGUUUAGCAGUAUAUGCAGUUGAUAAUGUAAGUGUUGGUAUAGGUAGUUUUUUGUCAAAUUUGACUUUUGAUUCAGAAUAUAUAAACAGGAGACAGAAAGAAAGAAAUUUCAAAACAAAUACAAAUAUGAAAGAGGGAUUACUAAGUGCAGUAAAGAAUAUUGGGGAAGGGGUUUUAAGUUUAUCUAAUAUUGUUACAAAACCAAUUGAAGGUGCACAAAAAGAAGGAGUUGGAGGAUUUUUUAAAGGUAUAGGUAAAGGGGUAGCUGGAUCAUUGGUAAAGCCAUUAGAUAAAGUAGGCCAAGCUGUUUCAGAUGUAACAAGAGGUAUAAAAGCAGAAGUGUCUAAACCUAUUGGAGGUCAUAAAUAUAAAACUAAGAGACACAGAAAACCUAGAAUGCUAUGGGGAGAAUAUGGAAAAAUAAAAGAAUACAAUUUACAUGAAGCUGAAUUAAGAGAAUGUUUAGGUCUGAAAUUUUCUAAAAAUAUUAUGAAAUGUUUGACUAUACAUAAACAAGAAAAUCAUCCACCAGCUCAUUAUUCUAUGUUAUUUUAUCCAAAGGUUAUUAUAUAUGCCAAUUUAUAUGCAAAUAUGUGUGUUAGUACUAAAAAUAAUGAAUUUUUGAAAGAUAAAAAAGUAGGUUCUGCUUCUGGUGCUGGUGCAGCAGGAGCCGGAAGUGGAGGUAAUGGUGGUGGGGGUGAUAUCGUUAUUUGGUCUCUUAAAGUUGAAGACAUUUCAGAAAUAAGGGCUUCAAGCCAUGGUCUUAUAAUAAAAACAGGAAAUUCCAAUAAUCUUGUGUAUAAAAUUCCUUGUAACAAUGCGUUACUCAUAAAUAAAAUAUAUCACGAAUUGCAAAAUUCGAAAAAUUCCAUAAACUCUACCAUCAUCCUUGGAGAUGACGACACUGUAUGA